AUGUGGAGAAUAGGAAUUGGUUUGGAAGAAUUGGACUUUGAUAUAGUUCACCAAGAAAAGACUAAACUUUCCUUCGAUUACUCAACCAUGCAGCACCACCACAUGUCCGGAUACUACAAGGCGCUAAACAUUUUGAUGAAAUCGCCAGUUACUGACGAUAUGGUCAGAUUUUUAACUAAUACUACGCUUAAGGUUUUACCACAGUGUAAUUAUCCAACACCACCAGGCUCGCCUAACAAGCAGGCUUCAAAAUUACCAUCGCUAAUGAGUUUUAUCAGCAGAUUGGUCAGACACACAAACGUAUACACAUCAACAUUAUUAGUGACAGCAUGUUACUUGAACAGGUUGAAAUGUAUUUUACCAAAAGACGCAUCUGGUUUGCCAUCCACUAUCCACCGUAUGUUCUUGGCAUGUUUGAUUCUAAGCGCUAAAUUUCACAACGAUUCAUCACCUUUGAACAAGCAUUGGGCAAAAUACACUGAUGGACUUUUCAGUGUUGAAGAUGUCAAUCUAAUGGAAAGACAAUUGGUUCAAUUACUAAAUUGGGAUCUUAGAGUGACAAAUGAUGAUCUGAUAUUAGAUCUAAGGUACCUGUUGGAACCAAUCGUUGAAGACAUUGAACGUACAUCGGCCCAAAGAAGAAAACUGCACAAACACGUGCAACUACAAAAGCUAAGGCAACAACAGCAAAAGCAACAAUUGCAAUUCCAAAAACCAUUCCCCAGAAACAUCGCUUGUGCUGGCGCAGGUGAUCGUAUCGUCAAUGCCAAGAGCUUAGAACAUAACCGUAAUACCUCUGUUUCAUCAGACCUAAGUUCUGCGACUUUAGUUAGUGAAAAUAGCAGCGAAGUGGACAUAUGGAAUAAAUCAGAUCUACCAUCAAGACCAAUUUCAAGAUUACCAAGUGUUAGUACGAUGGAUUCGCUUGACCCAUAUGGAAUGUACCUGUGGCAGUAUGAACAAGAUAUGUUACUGCAACAGCAGGGAUACUAA
This is a messenger RNA of Zygosaccharomyces rouxii, 993 nucleotides long. RefSeq names its product Pcl1p (gene PCL1). The record is from RefSeq and is a predicted model, not a curated record. Gene Ontology annotation, molecular function: protein kinase binding; cyclin-dependent protein serine/threonine kinase regulator activity. Bases 1 to 993 code for a protein of 330 amino acids. Gene Ontology annotation, biological process: regulation of cyclin-dependent protein serine/threonine kinase activity. Gene Ontology annotation, cellular component: nucleus; cyclin-dependent protein kinase holoenzyme complex. The transcript has a single exon. NCBI's taxonomy places the organism in Eukaryota, Fungi, Ascomycota, Saccharomycetes, Saccharomycetales, Saccharomycetaceae.